Molecule: messenger RNA, 774 nt
Organism: Aspergillus udagawae
Lineage: Eukaryota; Fungi; Ascomycota; Eurotiomycetes; Eurotiales; Aspergillaceae
Product: NOPCHAP1/New4 family protein
Exons: 2
Coding region: 1-774 (257 amino acids)
Biological process (GO): box C/D snoRNP assembly
Source: RefSeq, a predicted model, not a curated record
AUGGAGGACGGUGUCAGGAAGCGCCUACGAGCUGACGAGCCCCAAUCCCUAUCUUCCUUCGACGAGACAUCGCCCUCUAAACGAACCAGAGCCAGAAUUGUCCCCACUUAUCGCAAUGACGAUAAGGACCUACCAACGAAUUCAUCCGCUGCAGAGCACGACGGAGCAAAGAAGCCGGAGAACCCCCGCAAGAUAGCCUCCACAUCUAGCGAAAGUGAGGAGAACGAUGAUGAUGAUGAUGAUGAUGAUUACACUUCCUCCUCUGGCUCCGAUGGCGACAGCGACAGCGAUGGAGAUGAGGAUCAAGAAGCCGAUUAUAGUUCCGACCAGGCAUCCCGCGCGGGUUCUUCGCUACCGCGCAUUUCGGCGCAACAGAAACCUCGGAUACACCGCGUGACUAGGGAACCGGAUCUUCUCUCCCGACUUUCUGCAUUUCUGCCGAAGAUGAAGAGUGCCAAUGAGGAUCUACAGCGAGAGAUAGCCGCGGGGAGAGGCAAAGAUCUACAACUAGACGAAGUGGAGAACCAGGAGGAGGGCCAGUACAUUGAAAUGAACCUCGGACUAGGCGUUUUGGAAGAGAAACGUGCUGACGGCUGUAGCUCUACUGAUGAAGAGCUCCGCGACGGUCCAGAAUCUGCAAACGAUGAAGAUGCCGCAGAAUUGGAUGUUGGAUUGCAGAAAGACUCCGAUAUUCUGGAUAAACUGAUGGGCAAGGAGAAAUCUUCGGAUCAGAAGCCCACGAUUCAAGAUUUGACUGAGCCACGAUCUUCUUAG